AUGUUGAAGUCGUUUCUCAACCAGAAUUUUACCACGAUCGAGGAUCUGGCGUCCAUUGAUCAGGUUAUAAAACGCAUAGAGGGCGAAAGGCUUUGGCUGAAGGAGCAGGCGAGCCCCGAAGGCAAGCAAAACCAAUGGGACCUAGCCGGGUCUCUGAUUCAACAGCUUGAGACCAUAGUAGACCAAGACGACGUCGCAGCCAUUGAUGAACUUAUUCAAAAAUACGGAAAAAUAGAGCUAUUGACGAGCGCAAAACAAGAAUUGAGCAAGAAGCUCAUUUUGAAAAAUAUAAAGACGCUCUACGAUAAGUAUCUUGAUCUAACUGAUAAACUGAACGAUUUCGAGCUUUUGGAGCUGCCCAGACUGAAAAUAGACGACGCAAUUGGCCAUCUGGAGGAGUUACGCACAGAGGUGGAAGCUUACGAGAAGACAGAGACUGAUGAUCCAAGCUCGGCUGCAAGUCACACCGAGUAUGUCGAUCUUCUCCAGUCAAAGUUUCAGUCGGUUGCGGGAGGCGAGUUGAAAGAAAGACUUACGUCCGAGUUUAAAUCUCUCAUACGCGAAUGGGACGACGAACAGAAGAUAAGGACAAAGGACAUCGCUUCCAUGAGAAGGAGCUUUGGACAACUCGUUCGCUUGCAAUCCAUCUACAAUCUAGGAGACCAGAUAGACACUUUCUGGGCACUCGACUGUUUGGCCUCCAACUUCAAGGUGAAGUUCGUGUUCCAUUUUGAAGGCUCGAGCGAGACCAAUAGACUUAACAAGCCGGAAUACGCCUUGAAUUACCUUCAAGCUUAUUUAAAGAAGAGCGUACCCGCGGUGGAGAAACUUUUUGGUAGCACAUUCAAACAAUAUUUCCCUGACAAGAGCCUAAAGAAGAAUUUUAUUAUCUCCCUCCUCAGCCCAGUGAAGCAGAAAUUUGACAGGGAAAUGGACUCAGUCUCCAAGCACGAGGGUCUUCUUAGUCACUUGAUUUUGGAGCUACAAAAAUUCGACCAGAACUUGAGCAAAACAUACAACUUCACGCCAGUAGAGCCAGAAUAUACGCGACUGCUGACCUCUUCUCUCAUUCUAUCAAACGAGGAUGUGUUCAACUUGUGGCUCAAUAACGAGAAAAACUUUGUAAAUCACAGAUACGAAGAGAUUAUUAGCAAGAAGGACGCUUUUGCAAUUGAUAAGGAUUUUGUGGAGAACGGCAAGACAAAGCCUACUAGGUCGGCAAUCAAUUUGAAAAGCUUGCUCGAAGGCAUUAGCGAUAACUACGCGAUGUUGCCAACGAAGUUCCAGGUGAAGUUUCUGAGCGAAGUGCAGCUGAGACUACUAAAUCUGUAUUUUGCCAAUUUGAAGCAAGGAUUCAAUGCCCUAGACACUAUAAUUCAUGGCAAGAUCAACGACGAGGUGUCUGCUCUGGGGCGCAUCUGCCGCAUCUGGUGUUCGUCCAAGUAUAUCAUCGAGACGAUGGCCACCUGGGGAGAAUCAAUUGUUUUUCUUGAGCUGUGGAGCUCAAUAAAUGGCAACUCCCGACUGGACACAACGUUUUUCGACUCCGUUAUCAAGGGAUACAACAAGGAGCUGAUGACACAGCUUCCGCGCAAGAUCCACGCCUACUUUGAGCGGGAGCUGAACAAGACGAUGAAGUCGUACUUUAUAAGCCACAGCUCGUGGGCCACAAUCUCCGAAAUGGAGCCAGGUCCUUCCCGCGAGCUGGACGUGACUCUUGCAGCUUUGAAGAACGACUUGACGUAUUUACGCACAGUGGUGUCCUACAGCGAUUUUCUCAAAAUUCAGCUUGUUCUCUCGGACGCCGUAACGAGCUACUUUGAGAAAAACGUCAUAUAUUGCAACAAGUUCAGUGUGGGUGGUGCUCUGCAACUGGAAGCAGAUUACAACGAGUUCUACCAAUCGCUUGGGUUGCUGCGCGACAAUGCACAUUUUGGCAAAACCCAGGAGAUUAUCUCCGUGCUCAAGUGCCAGAGCAUCUCUGAGGUUUAUUCCUUGCCCUUCAGAUGGCUCAAGGAGUACCAGGUUAACGAACUGGUGUCGCGCAAAAACCUCUAG
Ogataea haglerorum is the source of this 2058-nucleotide messenger RNA. RefSeq lists its product as uncharacterized. The record is from RefSeq and is a predicted model, not a curated record. Lineage: Eukaryota; Fungi; Ascomycota; Pichiomycetes; Pichiales; Pichiaceae. The transcript has a single exon. Gene Ontology annotation, biological process: regulation of ER to Golgi vesicle-mediated transport; retrograde vesicle-mediated transport, Golgi to endoplasmic reticulum; endoplasmic reticulum to Golgi vesicle-mediated transport. Gene Ontology annotation, cellular component: Dsl1/NZR complex. The coding region runs from base 1 to 2058 and encodes 685 amino acids.